Messenger RNA from Gasterosteus aculeatus aculeatus (three-spined stickleback), 1030 nucleotides. NCBI's taxonomy places the organism in Eukaryota, Metazoa, Chordata, Actinopteri, Perciformes, Gasterosteidae. The record is from RefSeq and is a predicted model, not a curated record.
AUGGCGAGUCACUCGGACGAGGGUUCGGACGUGGAGUCGGAGCCCGACCUGCCGCUCAAGAGGAAGCAGCGGCGCAGCCGCACCACCUUCACGGCGGAGCAGCUGGAGGAGCUGGAGAGGGCCUUCGAGAGGACCCACUACCCCGACAUCUACACCAGGGAGGAGCUGGCCCAGAGGGCCAAGCUCACCGAGGCCCGGGUCCAGGUCUGGUUCAGCAACAGGCGGGCGAGGUGGAGGAAGCAAGCGGGGGCCAGUCAGCUGAUGGCGUUUAAUCACCUGAUCCCGGGAGGGUUCCCGCCUUCGGCCAUGUCCGGCAUCGCCCCCUACCAGCUGUCUGACAGCCCGUACCCCCCCGCGGCCAUCGCACCAGAGCCCCCCAGCACGCUGCACCGCCCCCAGCCCCUCCCGCCUUCCUCGGGCCACCAGGCCGGCAUCGGCGGAGGGCAGGUGGAAGGAGGCUCGGCCUACUGCCUGGCCUCCGGGCGCCACUCCUUCUCAGGCUACUCGGACGGCUUCGUGAGCGCCGGAGGACCGGCCAAUCCCAUGAACGCCGCCAUCGGGAACGGGCUGCCCCCCCAGGUGAUGGGUCUGCUGAACCCGGGCGGCGUGCCGCAUCAGCCCCAAAGCGACUACGCCAUCUCGCCGCUGACGGGCGGCCUGGAGCCCCCCGCCGGCAUGGCCGCCAGCUGCAGCCAGCGCAUGGAUCACAUCAAGGGCCUGGAGGGUCUCACCAGCGUCCCCUCCAUGUCGGCCCUGCCCUCCCUGCCCAGCUCCCAGUCCUACUGCCCCCCCUCCUACAGCUCCCCGGGCUACACCGUGGACCACAUGGCGUCCUACCAGUACGGCCAGUACGGACAAAGUGCCAUUUCUUAUCUGAGGCCCGAGAUCACCUGAUCCGCAGCGGAGGGAAUCCUUCAAUUACUGGACCAAAAUAUAUUUUGCUACAAUUUACCGGGACGCAUUCUCUCUCUUGCAGGACUUUUUUUUAUUUCUAUUAUUCAUUGUUGUCGGAGAAAUGGACAAAAAAAAA